Messenger RNA from Entamoeba invadens IP1, 441 nucleotides. Its product is annotated as caltractin, putative. The record is from RefSeq and is a predicted model, not a curated record. Gene Ontology annotation, molecular function: calcium ion binding. Bases 1 to 441 code for a protein of 146 amino acids. Lineage: Eukaryota; Evosea; Mastigamoebida; Endamoebidae. The transcript has a single exon.
AUGGCUGAAGAAACCUUCAUGAAAGAAAUGAAAGAGACGUUUGACGAGCUUGACACUGACCACUCCGGGACUAUCGACUUUGAAGAGUUCCACCGUGCUUUGGGAAAAGAUCUUCAAAGUAAAGACGUUGAGUCCUUCAAAAUGUUCUUUUCUUUGGCUGACUCUGAUGAAAAUGGUGCUUUGGACUUUCCAGAAUUUUUAAAGUUAAUGACAGCUCUCGAUGCUAUGCCAGAUAACUCAGAUAAAACACUCUAUGAAACAUUGUUCAGACUUAUUGAUGAUGAUAACAGUGGCACUCUUGAAACAAACGAACUCGCUCGUUUCAUGAGAGUUGCUAAAAAGGGAAUGAGUGACGAAGAAAUUAAAACCGCUUUAAAUGUCAUGGAUGAAGACUCAGACGGACAUGUUACUAUGUCUGAAUUCGUCAGUUUCUUUGCUUAA